Aplysia californica (California sea hare) is the source of this 1672-nucleotide messenger RNA. Its product is annotated as Cdc42. Gene Ontology annotation, biological process: small GTPase-mediated signal transduction. Gene Ontology annotation, molecular function: GTPase activity; GTP binding. Lineage: Eukaryota; Metazoa; Mollusca; Gastropoda; Aplysiida; Aplysiidae. The record is from RefSeq and is marked provisional.
UGCCUGGACUUCGGGAUUUUCUCGUUUGAUAUUGUUAUUCAUUGUGAUCUGGUGCAAUGCAAACCAUAAAGUGUGUGGUUGUGGGGGAUGGGGCAGUCGGAAAAACCUGCCUUCUCAUUUCAUACACCACAAAUAAAUUUCCUUCAGAAUAUGUGCCAACAGUGUUUGACAACUAUGCGGUGACCGUGAUGAUCGGGGGAGAGCCCUACACCCUGGGCCUGUUUGAUACCGCGGGUCAGGAGGACUACGACAGGCUACGUCCACUCAGCUACCCUCAGACGGACGUCUUCCUCGUCUGCUUCUCCGUGGUCACCCCGUCCUCCUUCGAGAAUGUCAGGGAAAAGUGGGUUCCGGAGAUCACACAUCACUGUCAGCGCACGCCGUUCCUGCUGGUGGGGACACAGAUUGAUCUGCGCGACGACACGCCCACGGUGGAGAAGCUGGCCAAGAACAAACAGAAGCCCAUCACCGCCGACCACGGGGAGCGUCUGGCCCGCGAGCUCAGGGCGGUCAAGUACGUCGAGUGCUCCGCCCUCAACCAGAGAGGUCUGAAGAACGUGUUUGAUGAGGCUAUCCUGGCAGCGCUAGAACCCCCAGAGCCACCCAAGAAAAAGAAAUGUGUGCUCUUGUAAACUCGGCUCAUUGUUAGAGAAGUCUUCUACAGCUAAUCAGUGCACUUUUAAGAUAAGCUAUUUUUACCAUUAUUCAAUGUUCUGUCAACAUCUAAGACCAAGAAACGGUUUGGAACAAACAUGUAAACACGUACAGAUGUCGUGUGCGUAUAUGUGUGUGAGUGAGUUGGUGCGAAAUGAAGAAGAGAACCUGUGUGUGUGUGUGUGUCCUUUGGUUUGUAUGUGUGCCUGUGAGUCUGCGAUGGUUUUUGCUUGUGAGUGUGUCUGCUGCAGGUGUUGGUGAUAAAAAUGAGUUUGAGUUGAGUGUCGACGUCUUCGAGUUUUCUUCACUUCCUUUGGGGCUGAUAUUUUACUUUUGCGCUGCUUUGACUGUGAGAACUGGAAGCUAAGAGAAGGUUUUUUUUCUUCUUCUGCAAUAUUGAAGGAAAACUUUGUGAGCCUUCUUUUUGUACCUUCCCUGUCAUUAUCGUGAAGUAACUCAAAACAAUCAACUGUAUGCUCGUAGAUGUGCUUUUUCAGAUCGAAGCAACUUUUAUUGUGGAAGGAAGGAAGCAAAAGGAGAAAAGCAAAUGAAUUUGAAAUUGUCCUUUACGGGGGGGGGGGGGGGGGGGGUCAAUUUAAAUUUGCUUUUCAUUAGUAUUCUGAAAUUUCCAGCACUUUUAGGCAAAAGUCCGCUGUGCUUUGGGCCACCAGGAGCACUCACCAUGGAGUUUGCUAGUGCUGAUUGAAUAUUUAUUUUGAUGUGAAGAGAUGGGGGGCUGGUGUAAUGGCUUCCCCUUCCUGCUGUGUUUCUGUCGGCUUUUGUUCCCCAGUCACACACCUGACAGCCUCUCUAUGUGCAGGCACUCCUCUUACCACAGCCCGGGUGUGUGUGUAUGUAUGUGUGUGUAUGUUGCUUUCAAGCACAGACCAGACAAGGAGAGCGUAUUAUUAGAGUGUUGUGUUGGAUGUAGAAAGCGAGCUGCUGUCAUUUGUGUUGUUUUAUAUAUCUCUGAAAAUGGGAUGCUCAUCAAUGUCCCGUUUUGUCUCAGAAAAUCGCG